Molecule: messenger RNA, 905 nt
Organism: Sycon ciliatum
Lineage: Eukaryota; Metazoa; Porifera; Calcarea; Leucosolenida; Sycettidae
Exons: 5
Coding region: 1-651 (216 amino acids)
Source: RefSeq, a predicted model, not a curated record
AUGGAAGGUAUGCGUAAUGCACGUGAGGAUCUAUCAUCAAACAAACUCUUCUCGCUUCGGCCACUUCUGUUCAAGAGCUUUACAGAAACCGCAGAGAUUAGGCUUCAGAACAACCCACUUGUUGCCGACUAUAGACUCUGCGAAGCACUGUUCAACCCGCAAAAGGCAUACGUUAUUUCCUUCAGCCAAGCCGAGACUUUCCUGCAGGGCCAAUCGCUGAACACCGUGUGUGGCAAAAAGUGCCAGGAUUUCCGCCCAGACUACAUGAAGAUCUGUCCCAAUGCGUUCUGCAAGGGAAUUGUUGCCGCACACAGCUGUUUCGCAAUUCCACGUGAUCAUCCGUUCACGGAAUUCUGCCCGCAAAUUGGAACCAUUGUAGCCAUGUUCAACAACACAGAAGCCACAUUCCAAACAGCCCAAAUAGCCUGCUCAAAAGCCAACCAGAAAGAAAUUGGUCGCUUACCGGGUGCAGCAGAAUUUGCAGAUGGCUGCGUCCAGCGGCUCUUGAAGAAGGUCCGCCGAUACUUCAAUCUCGACUACACUCCCGUUGUAUGGCUGGGACAACGGGAUUCAGAAGCAACUGCCUAUGCCAGCAACAGCAACUCGUAUUCGACAACCACCAAGAAGCUCUACUACAUGUGCAAUUUCUAAGCUUGAGUAGCCUAGCUAAACGUGGUUACCCAUAUUUUGUUGCUUGAAGAGUAUUUUCUGAUAUUUGGAAAAGAAGAUUUGUUUGUAGGGGAUCGUUUUUGCUACUUACAGCCCAUUCAUUGGAAACUGGCACCAUAACUUUUUGGUGUCUCUCUCACAUAGUUGUAGAUAUCGUGAAAACAACAGUACAUCCUGCAUUGUGUGACCCGUGUGUAGUGUUCACGUGUUCCUACGCGCUGUGGCAUUCCUUGGCC